Molecule: messenger RNA, 1903 nt
Organism: Copidosoma floridanum
Lineage: Eukaryota; Metazoa; Arthropoda; Insecta; Hymenoptera; Encyrtidae
Product: Ionotropic receptor 76b
Cellular component (GO): membrane
Molecular function (GO): ligand-gated monoatomic ion channel activity
Source: RefSeq, a predicted model, not a curated record
GUACGCUUUGUUUUUUCGUACGUCUACUUCUAACGCGUUUUUCACACUUGGGUGGUUUUGGACAGUUUUCCGGGUGGUCCAGUAAGACUUUUUACAUUAUUGCGUCACUGAUGGUCUUUAUAAAAAUGGAGGACAACACGGAAAAGCUGUACGUCGCCCAGUGAUACCAUUGUUCCUGAAAAUUAGUCAUAAUAAAUAUUUUUCGAUACUUUAUACAUAAGAAUUACGAAAAUGCGGGAAAAAUUGCCGCCUUUUCCCUCGCACAUCAGCAUAACCACUAUUAAUGAUUUUCCGUACUCGGAAAUAAUAAACAAGAAUGGGACGUUGGUCGGCAGAGGCCUGUGUUUUGAUUUUUUUCACGAAUUAAUGAAAAAGUUCAAUUUUACUUACACAAUCGUACCACCGGAAAAAGAUGUCAUUGGCGAUAGUACCACUGGCAUGAUAAAGCAACUUUAUAAAAACGAGGUCGACAUGGCAGUCUCGCACAUCCCGAUAAUACCCGAAUUGGCAAAGUACGUCGACUUCAGCGACGCCAUCGAGUUGAUGGACAUGACCUUCCUGAUCCCUCGACCCGGCACAUCGGCUACCGGUACCGGUCUCUUCGCUCCCUUCAGCGAGCGCGUCUGGUGGGCCAUUUUGUUCUCCAUCUUCAUAAUCGGACCUGCCAUUUACAUCAUUAUCAUUCUGAGAUCUAGACUCAGCAAGUGCGAGGGCAGCGAGAAGUUUACUUUCUUCAUGUGCUUGUGGUGGGCUUACGGAGCUCUCGUGAAGCAGGGCACCAUUGUCGCGCCGCCAGGAGACUCCAUUCGUAUAUCGUUUUCAUUCUGGUGGAUAUACAUAACUAUACUGUCGUCGUUUUACACGGCCAACUUGACGGCCUUUUUCACCCUGAACAAGUUCACUUUGUGGAUAAAUUCGAUCGAAGAUCUGCUCUACUGGAGGUACUCGUGGUGGAUAGUCGAGGGCCGAUCCGUAGACACCCUCAUUCAACACAACGAUCCUGCGGUGCAGCCGCUGAUAACUUCGAGAAAAUGGGGCUACGGUUACACCUCCACCGAUUACAACAUGAGUUUCACCAACAUCUUGAAACACGCGGACAAGCGGGUCUUCAUAGUCGACCGUACCGUGGCCAUGCUGGCGAUCCAGAAGGACUACAUCAACCAAACCCUGAAGGAGAUACCCGACAACUUCCGCUGUCGCUACGCCAUAAGCGACAAGAGGGUCUUUCAAAAGCUUCGUGGCUACGCUUUUCCCAAAAAAUCGAUCCUCCGGAAUAUCAUGGUCGCCUUCGAGAACGGCUUCGUCGAGCACUACCGUAACAGGAUGACGUCCGUGUCGCAGGUCUGUCCGCUCGACAUAACGAUGAUUGAGCGCCAACUGAAGGUCUCCGAUCUCUACGUCACCUACAAGGUCUGCUUCUACGCCUACUCCGCGGCAGGCUGUCUCUGGGCUCUGGAGGUCUUGAGCUGGCUGGUCCUGAAGUUUGCCAAGUGCGGCAAGUUCAAGGGGAAGCUGUCCAAGGUGGGCCAGAUCGAGGACACGGAGCCCCGGGACUACGGAGCCAGUGAACCGGCAGUGCUGUCGGCAAAGGAAGGCUGGCCGUCGAGGUCGCCGCCACCGUCGUACGAGAUGAGCACCGAGGCUGCCGCUGCUGGUGGGUUCCAGAACAACACCAUGUCGAUCCAGGGUCGUGAGUACGACGUCGUUCACGAGGGAUCCGGUGCUCGGCGCUUGAUACCCAGCAAGAACUCGACGAGCAAUUUGUUUCAGUACCUCCACUAGAUCUCGCUGCUUUACUUUUGGGCUGGGGUUAUUUGAGUUUGCGUUGCUUUGAUUGUUGAUUUGAUUGCCCAUUGAGCAGCGUAAGGUCGCUUGGGAAUUCGAGUUAUUUUUUUCCUUCUUU